CGUUCUCAAGUGCCACCCGAAGAUGACGGAGCCCGGACGAGGGUCCAGCAGUCCCGCGAGCGCGCGUGCCAGAGCCAGCUGCUUCGCUUCGUCGAAGAUCUGGAAGAAGCUCGUGGCGUGACGCAUGCUGACCGCCCUCCUGCAGUCGGUAGCGCCAUCCGCAAGCCUGUUCUGGACGGCUUCCCUGCUAAAAACUGCAUAGCAUCCGAUCCUCGCAGAGAAUUCUGGGAUAUGGGAUACCAGCUCUACAAGGAUUCGCCGGAGUCGUUCCCAGUUCCAUUCAUCCACGGCGACGUGCUGGACAGGUCCUUCCUCAAGCCCUCACCACCAAUCUACACUCCACCGGAGGGCCCCGCGCCAGACCCGUCGCAACUCACCACCCUUACACCGCUUGCCGGCAGGCUCUCCGCGAUUCACGCGUCGUACUUCUUCCACCUCUUCAGCGAGGAGAAGCAGUUGCAAAUCGCGCAGUGGCUCGCGGGCCUGCUAUUUCCGGUACCGGGGUCGAUGAUCUUCGGCCAGCACGUCGGGUACCCGACGAAGGGCACGAUCGUCAUUCACCCGACCGGUGAGCCUGUGGCGAUGUUCUGCCACUCGCCGGAGUCUUGGGAGGGAUUGUGGAACGGGGUGGUUUUCAAGCAGGGCAGUGUGAAGGUUCAGGCCGAGCUGAGCACACUUCCUGUUCCCAAGGGUGCUUUGGACCAUACCUGCUGGCAGCUUGUCUGGUCUAUUACGAGGGUGUAGUGUACGCUGCGGCCGUUCGCUGGUCGCGGACAAUCAUAUUACUUCGGAGAUUUGU
This is a messenger RNA of Rhodofomes roseus, 799 nucleotides long. RefSeq lists its product as uncharacterized. Lineage: Eukaryota; Fungi; Basidiomycota; Agaricomycetes; Polyporales; Fomitopsidaceae. The record is from RefSeq and is a predicted model, not a curated record. The transcript is spliced from 3 exons. Bases 232 to 744 code for a protein of 170 amino acids.